GCUGUGAGGAGGCAGCGGAGAGACGACUUAGUUUUUUCUUGGAAUACAUUUCCCCCUCCAUCUCUGAAGCCCACACACACACGCACACCUUCAAAAAAUAUAAACUGGCAAACUUGUGUGUGUGAGUGCUGCUGUUACCUUCCUAGAAGGAGUGGUGAAUUAUUUGAAGGAUCUGGACUUACUCAAGCCUGACACACUUGGACUGUGAGAGUGUUUGGAUCCAGCAUCUUUGUAACUUGGACUCUAGUUAGAUUCAAAUUGUGUUUUUAAGAGUGCAACUCUUUGGACUGAGUGUGCAUUUAUGUGAAUAUCUGUGUAGAUGCAACUUUUGAUUCACCACUGCCCCGGAUGCAACACUGAGAUUUUGACGGGAACUGCCUGUGCACUCGUUGGUAGCCUGAAUUUGUAGGAUUGGGCUCACACUCGGACUGUUUGUUUUUGCUUGUGAGGAGAAAGGAUGUUUUUGCCUGUAGCGGCGGUUCUGCUCGCCCACCUCGGGUCCACCUUAACGGAGGCAUGGAGAGCAUCUCAGCCAAGACUGCAGUUCACACACUCCGAGCUGAUCCAGAACGGCCGCCUGCUGAUGCUGCCCCUAGUGGCAGGAGACCUGCACUCCCUGCUGCCCGACGAAGAUGGGAGGCGUCUGUACGUGGCCAUGAAAGAUAACCUGCUGUCUACCGGUCUGGACGACAUCACACAGAACCCACGCAAGCUGUACUGGCCAGCCAGUCCGGACCGCGUCCAGGAAUGUCUCAUGGCUGGGAAGGAUCCGGAGUUGGAGUGUGCCAACUUCCUGCGAGUUCUGCAGCCUUUUAAUCAGACUCAUCUGUACGUGUGUGGCACCGGGGCCUUCAACCCUCGCUGUGCUGUCAUCGCUACCAACGUCUUCCAGCAGUCAGAGCACCCGACUCUGUCCUACAGCCAGACAGAGUGUGGGAAGGGCAAAUGCCCCUACGAUCCGUUCCAGAAAACAGCCUCUGCUGUUGUUGAUGGAGAACUGUAUGCUGGGAUCACCUCAGACUUCAUGAGCAGGGACUCUGCCUUCUUCCGUAGUCUGGGCAGCCGCCAUGUCAUCCGCACUGAGCAGUAUGACUCCACCUGGCUGCAGAAUGCCCAGUUUGUACGGGUAGCGCCACUGUCUGAAACUGAUAACCCAGAAGAUGAUAAGGUCUACGUGUUCUUCACUGAGCGCGCUCAGGAGGCAGAAGGGGCUGCUGGGAAAGUGCUCUACUCCAGGGUGGCGCGUGUGUGCAAGAAUGACAUUGGAGGCCAGAGGAGUUUAGUGAAUAAGUGGAGUACCUUCCAAAAGGCCCGUAUGGUGUGCUCGGUCCCAGGACCAGACGGCCUGCAGACGCACUUUGACCAGCUGCAGGACAUCUUUGUCCUCCAGGGGAAAGACAAGAAGAACCCUCUCAUCUACGGCCUGUUCACCACGUCGAGUGAUAUUCUGAAUGGUUCGGCUGUGUGCGUUUACCGGAUGGAGGAUGUCGUUCGGGCUUUUAAGGGAAACUUCUUACACAAGGAGGGGCCUCAGUAUAAGUGGGCAGAGUUUACAGGCAAGGUGCCCUACCCACGACCAGGAACUUGUCCAAGCAGCACAUAUGGAAGCUACAGUUCGACCAGAGAGUAUCCUGACGACGUCAUCUUCUUCAGCAGGACACACCCGCUGCUGCAGGAAAAUGUGCUACCACUGGGAGAGCGCCCACUCCUGGUCAGAGUCGGUGUCCACUACAAGUUCACCAAAUUGCUGGUGGACCGAGUGGAGGCGGUGGACGGCACCUAUGAUGUUCUGUUCAUCGGCACAGACUCCGGUCUGGUGCUGAAAGCCAUCCAUCUGCCCAGAGAACACGGUCAGAGUCAUGAGGUCACUCUGGAGCAGCUCCAGGUCUUUCAGCACAAAUCACCUGUAACAGCCAUGACACUCUCAAAGAAAAAGCAGUGGUUGUUUGUGGGCUCCAGGGAGGGUGUGUCCCAGCUCGCCCUGUACCAGUGUGAGUUGUACGGUCAGGCGUGCGCAGAGUGCUGCCUGGCCAGAGAUCCCUACUGCACCUGGGACGGACACGCCUGCAGCCCCUACAUGCCCACUGUGCGCAGGAGGAAUGCUCGUCAUUUAGGGGAGGAAGAGGAUCCGCUCACUCAGUGUGUCAGACAGGGAGCCGUGCUGCAGGUGGAGGCGGAGCAGAGGGUGAUGAUGGUUGCUGAGGGUAACAGCACCUACCUGGAGUGUCUCCCUCGAUCCAGACAUGCUGCUGUUACCUGGUACAAACAGGCUGGAGAGAACAGUCCUGAACUAAACCAGGUGGUAACAGGUGACCAGCUGGUGGUUAUCGAGCGGGGUGUUCUGAUUCGUCGAGCCGAGCUGUCUCAUGGCGGUGUCUACCACUGCCAGGUGGAGGAGCAUGGCUACCACUGGACCGCCGUCACUGUUCGUCUAGCUGUCUGGAGCUCCUCAGCCAACCACCUCUUCGCUUCCUGGUCCAGCUCAUCCUAUCAGAGCAGGGGACCCAAGCCCUGGUACGAGGACGUGAUGGCGCUGAUUCACCCGGGAAAUGUCGGCCAGCACUGCAGGGCCCUGGGAUACCGCCCCCCACGCUACCACCGUCGUCAUGGUGACAUGAUGGUGGAGCCAAACAAGGAGAAAGAGAGAGGAGAAAGGCACAAGCAUGGGGGAGGGCGUGGAGGAGGAGGAGGGGGAGGAAGAGCAGCAGGGAGGAAGAGCAGGAGCAAGCCUCAGCAGAGGGCGCCAAGAAGCGCUUGAAUGUUUCGCAGAGCAGGAGGGAGGAUUCCAGUGACGUGCACACAUUUAUGUUACAUAUACAUGAAUACACACACAUACACAUACUUGGACACAUGUACACACACACACACACACACACACUUAACUUAAUACACUUAGACACAAACAUACUGUAUGUACAGAGACUACGUCAUGAGCAUGCACUUACCUACAAAUAAAAAUGGCAUCUUUUCAUUACUUUCAUAGCUUUCAAACUAAGCUACACAAAGAACUGAAGUAUGUACAGGAGGAUGUGAACAGCAAAGACUGUUUGACCUGGACAAAAGAGAAGUAGAUUACAUGUAGAGGUUGCGAAGCAUGCUGAAUGAAGGAUGAGCAGCAUGUCCGGAUCACUCAGUUUGACUGACUCGGCCUCGUGACAAGGACGUGUAAAAGGAAUGCUUUGAAUUUACAUUCUCUACAAAAAAUACAUUAAAUAGGAGUCUUGUUCCAGAAGUUUUGCAGUUGAAAAAAAUAUAAUCCAACCCAUAUGAAAUGAUUGCUGUCUUAAAGCACCACCAGGUUUCUGAAUGUUUCUGCCCAUUAAUUACAAAUCACACAAUGUCAAUUAUGCUCCAAAACAGAACAGAUGUUUUUUGAUUGAUUUCCUACCUUCAAGGCAGACACUGGUUUCCAUUGAUUUUCAUGUGCAGAAACUUGAAAAAUGCAUCAUGUUGCCUUUUUUUGGUUAAAGGUCAUUUAAUUGCAGUUGCAAGAAGCAUUUUUCAAACUUUCUGUUGUGUUGAGCUCAAAUUUCAAGUAUACUCCGUCCGUCAAUGGAGAACUGACGCUACAUCCGUACUACUUUGUUUGAAAAUGUAUCAGCUCUGCGACGGAUACGCCUGGUGUCCACACUUCUCUAGAGUUGGAGAGUCUGGCUCUGUUAUUUUAAAAUUUUAAGCGCUACCUUGUAAUCUGAAUGGGCAGAAAGUGAGAUAUCUGAAAACUGUUUUCAGACAUCUCAGCUCAGCUUGCAACCGCUUGCAGACUGGGUCUUUUCGGUUAAACAUAUUUGCUGAUUUAUCAGGCUUCUAUCACAUGACCCCUUCUGUAAGAAAACAACUGGCAUUAGCCUUGGCUACCAGUGUAGAACAAAACCUUUGUUGUGUUUAAACAAAAAAGUAGUUGUAUGGAUGUAGCCUGAAGAUCGGCUGCUCACAAGCAGCAUUGUCGAGAUACAUGAUUGAAAAGUUAACAAUAAGAAGACAUAAAAACAAAAGGAUACAGCUGUUGUAUGGUAUUGUCUGUCAAUGUUCAUAAUGCUACAAAGCUAAAAUAGAAACGAAAGAUAUCUUGUAUCCUCUUAGUGGAAACCUCAUUGAUCUAAAAUCUCAGUAUGUUGUGGAAAACUAUCAGCAGUGAUUGAUAAUUAAAGGGUAAAAUCUUCAGACUUCAAUUAUUAGCUAUCAAUGUAAUGUAAUAUAAACAGAGCAGCAACUUUGAAAAAGUGAUGAUUUAGAUCGCAAACAGCACUGAUUUUGGAUAUGUAACAGUUUAACAUAAAGUCCCUUCAGCAAUUCAACUUAAACUAAAGCCUUUUUGGUUUGUUGAGAUAGGCGGAGUCUGACCACAAGAUUACUGACCGCGGCCCAUAAAGAUGAAAGGCAGCGACCACUUUGAUGAGGUUGCAGAUCUACUUUCCCAGGUCGUUAGUGUUGUGUGUUGCUGCCGUGCAAACGCACCACAGGAGAAGUUUCCUUUAUGUUCUCCUCUGUGUUUGGUUCAGUCCAUAGCUGCACUUAUUUUGUGCCACGCAGCAAAAAAGCUGUUCAGCACAGGUGUGGUGAGCCAAAUAAAGGUUGGAUGUGGUGUGUUUUAUAAUGUCAGAAAAAUGCUCAGUCGUAUUUUGAGUAUUGGUUUGUUUCAUCAGUGUACAGAUGUAAGAAACAUGUUAAGGUUAAUUUUCUGUGCAACAAAGUUAACGUCUGCACAUCUUGUCCAGUCUACAGAGAAAUCUACACAACUUACUUUUUGCUGCUUGAGUUUCUUAAACAAAAUUAUGUUGCUGCAAAUGUAUGAAUCACAAUCAGGCCUUUAUAGUAACUCAAUCUAAGUCAUAAUCAGACCGAUCUCUUUGAGACAUUUUUGGCAUACCACAAAGUACAGUUUUGAUUGGUAAUAUUCAAAACAGUGUUUUUCGAGAUAAGAUAAGAGACAAGACUGUAUUAAUCUGGAAGGAAAUUAUUGUGCCUGCUUGAUCCAAGAUUACAGUACAGAACAAAAUAAAGUAGAACACAGCAAAAAGAAAGAAGAAAAAAAUUCAAACAAGUAAAAAUGUGAAUAUUUUGUGGCUCUGUUUCUAUUGGACAAAAUAUUUUGAUGUUAUUGAGAUGGUGUCGGUUAACUCCACUGAAUCGUCAAAAAAGAUUUCCAUUCAUGUUGGAUACAACAUGGACAAGAGAACCCUGUUUGAAAAUGGACCUAACUUGGAACUGAACUGCGUCAAGACUUUGUACAGAUCAUGCAUGUUUCUCAACCUACGGCUCAACGUCCAAAAUGGACCGCAUGUGACUUUGAAGAAGUGGAGUGAUCCGUUGCUCCUCCUGCAGCUCCAGCUGGUAAAGACAUGUUGCUGUAAAUGAUGAAGUGGGCCACUGUGUAAUAAAGAAGCCAUCAUCAUUAUACAAAGCUGGACCAUGAGAAAGUGCUUAACAUCAAGAGGAUCUGAGCGACUUCACUGACUUUGCAAAGCAGUAAAUUGUGAUUUGUUCUUAAUGUUAAAAUGUUAAACAUCACAACUUGUUCUAAGUCUAUUUAACUUUCCGCCUAUUUAUUUGUUUAUUAAUCUGGAGUGAAAAUCCUUGUUUCGCACAUUGUGAGUCAGGUUUUUUGGGGAAACGCUUCAAGCUCUCCUUCAGGUUUCAAGACUUAUUUAACGAGUGUGCUUGUUGGUCUUUUCGUUUUUCUUUUUACUAGAUUUCCAGAGAAUCUUGGCCAUCUCACAGACCUUAAAAAGUAAAGACUAAUUUGAAUGGAGGCUGUGGAAACUAAAAGUGUAUUUACAUCUAGGAGUAUUCGAUAUAUACGAUAAGAUGAUAUGGUGAUAGUUCAGUUGUUCACAUAUCCGACUGUUUUAGACAUGAACAUAUCGAAUGCUUCUGACGUUUAUUGGUUGACAUGAGAGGAUGGAGUAGGAGUAAGAGAAAGCCAGACAGCCUGAGUGAAUUAAAGCUUAAAACUUUAUUUUGUGUGCUUUACUGGAAGAAGAUACAUUUAUAUGCUUGGCUUCGUCCAAUAAUUACAGCCUCUCGUAUUUUCGUAUAUUUAGUUUCAUCCCACAACGAUGAUGCUGAGCACGCAAUCUUGCCUAUAGUAAAUCUAUAUGACAUCAGUUCCUUUGCUCAUCUGGCUUUACACGUCUGUGUAUGUAACCGUGUUUUACUAUGUUUGAGGUUUGGAACUAAGAAACCCACUAUACUUGGGGUCCAAUAGCUUUGUGGGGACCAACUAGCUGGACGCCUCAUGCCUGUUUGAGGGUUGACGUUUUAACGCAAGGGAUAAGGACUAAAAUUAGGUUGAAAUUAGGAUUAAAGGUUCAGUUGGGAUGGUUAAGGUAAGGGUACGGAGGGGAUGUUGUUAGGGAAUGUGCAGUGUGUUUGUGUGUGCCUGUGUGUGUCUGUGCCCGCAACAUACGUCUAUAUGUCUUUGUGUAUGUCUGAAAUUUGUGGGAUCGGAGUGAGAGGGUCUGACGCCCAGCCGUUCAGAGCUCUGGAGAAAUGGAUCUGAGACACUUUUGAUGCAGAAAGCUAAAUAAACCAAAAUGACUCGAAGCAGUGAGAGUCUGCAGAGCAUUAACAUGGGCUUGGCUUCUUGGCAUCUUGGCUUUGGCCACAUGAAAGAGCUAACCAGUGCUGAGCUGGUUCUGUGUGAGAGUGUUUCAGGAAAGAGAAAGAGGGUUUAUGGGGAGGAAUGUGAGUCUGAGGUGUUGUUGGAAGUGUGAAAUAUGUCAGAUAUAGCCUCGUCUCAAAAAGGAAAGGGUGCAUGUGGGCGAACGUGAAGCGAGCAGCGUGAUCCAAAUGAAUUCAAGAUUUGGCGUGUUCCUGUGCUGCUGUCAGGUACAUAAUUUAGAGCAAAUAUGAGUAAACACAUCUCUCUUGGUGUUAACAGCAGAUACAGAGUGUUUGCACUUCAGGCAGGCGUGCUGCCUUCAGUGUCCCUGGGAGACACGAUUAAUGUUGACAGCUAAAUGAGCAUCCACUGAUGAACUGAGUUGUAUAAUGUGUCAAAUUCAUAAUUUUUUUUUUAAAUAUAUUUGUUGUUAUAUCUUGUUGAAACACACUGUCUGUCCAUAUAUACCAUACAAAUAGCUAUGGUGUAGUGGGAAAUAUAAAAAUCAUAUAGUUUACAUUUCAACAUUUAAGGAAAUACAUGUAGUCGCCCUCCUGCUGAGUUUAAGGGUGUUUUCAAACCUCAAAGUCCAGACCAAGAUCUUACAUUUGAUCCGGUUAAUUCUGGAUUCUUAUUGUAAUUAAGGGAGUGAACAUAACCUUUUUGUAAAACAAUUUUCAGACUUAUCCUGCUAAGGAUCUUCGGACUAUUCGAUCUGGACUUUUUCUGUAUUUUUUCUUAAACACAUGCACAACACAGUGGGCGAUCUCUGCAGAGACGUGUUCACAACGGCAACAAAUUCUCCACAGGAUUCACGUCUGACAUUCUGAUGCCACUGUUUUGUCAUUAUGAUAUUAUUACCAGCACCGCAAACAUCAAGUGCAUCGACGCUAGUUCAAAUGAAUGUGCCCGUCAUUCAAACAUUAUAUUAUCAGAGGUGAAGCCUAAGCAAUACAGUGAGCCUGCGUAACUGUGAUUUAACACCCUUGAUUAUUUAACUCUGUCUUAACCUCCUGCAAUUGGUUCACAACUUCGAACUGUCCAAACAGUGUUUGGUCACUACAAAAGAUUCAAACCACAGUUCAGAUUGAUGCAGAACGAGAACACUUCUCUAAGUCUGACUAGAGUUUGGUCCGUUGAUCUGGAUUUCAAGGCACCUUUCACACCUAUCAUUUUGGUAAAUUGAAAAGUCUGAGGGGCUAAACUUACAGGUAGGUGUAGGUGGAAGACGCGCUCAGCUGAGGAGCUAUAGACGCUCACACCACCAAUGAUAGGUGAUAGGUUUGAUGUUGAUUUGUCCUCAGGCAACUUAGUUGUGUAGGCUGUGCAAAGAUUUCGAUAAUCGCUGCUUACAACAACACACGCGCUCAGGCCAACAAGCCAAAUGUGAUGCAUUAGCUCUCAAACCUCCCUGUGGCCUCUGAGAAGACACCAACGUUGAUUUGAUUUGGAGCACGCUGCCUGUUCAAGAUUUUGUUUUUCUGUCGCAUAAAAAUGAACCAGAUGUAACAACAAUCUCAGAAACGAUAUAAAUAAUCAGGUUUGUUGAAAGUCCAGCUUGUGAAUAUUGUUUAUAUAGGAUUGUUCAAAGUGUGUAUAUAUAUGUGUGUGUGUGUGUCGAUUCAAACACCACAAGUACAGGAGGUUGAACUCACAACAUUUUAACGGUGGACCAUUUAAUUUGAGUGAUUCACUUAAAGACGUGGUGCAGAGCUGCUCCUCAUUCAUUACGAUGGCCUCACGUGUUUCAUUUUGUUAUGCGGUAUUAACAUCUGAGUGCCAAUAUUAGCCUGUGAUUUUUCCAUAAUGACUUCUCUGCAGACAGAAUGAAACUGUCAUCAAAUGAUUUCCUCUCUUGUGUGCAGUCUUUGUUUCUCUCAGUAAAUAUGUAUUGG
This is a messenger RNA of Platichthys flesus (European flounder), 8499 nucleotides long. It is a transcript of the gene sema3h, whose product is annotated as sema domain, immunoglobulin domain (Ig), short basic domain, secreted, (semaphorin) 3H. NCBI's taxonomy places the organism in Eukaryota, Metazoa, Chordata, Actinopteri, Pleuronectiformes, Pleuronectidae. The record is from RefSeq and is a predicted model, not a curated record. The transcript has 18 exons. Gene Ontology annotation, biological process: positive regulation of neuron migration; negative chemotaxis; negative regulation of axon extension involved in axon guidance. The coding region runs from base 458 to 2758 and encodes 766 amino acids. Gene Ontology annotation, molecular function: neuropilin binding; semaphorin receptor binding; chemorepellent activity.